Messenger RNA from Ipomoea triloba (trilobed morning glory), 1413 nucleotides. RefSeq names its product putative late blight resistance protein homolog R1B-19. Gene Ontology annotation, biological process: defense response to other organism. The transcript has 3 exons. Gene Ontology annotation, molecular function: ADP binding. NCBI's taxonomy places the organism in Eukaryota, Viridiplantae, Streptophyta, Magnoliopsida, Solanales, Convolvulaceae. The record is from RefSeq and is a predicted model, not a curated record. Bases 1 to 1413 code for a protein of 470 amino acids.
AUGGCGGCUUUUGUUGUUGUAACCUCCCUUUUGGAGUUAGUGGAGCAGCAGCUUUUGCAACCCAAACCAUGUUUGGUUCUUCAUGAUACAGAAACGAUUGUGUCAUUGAGGGAUAAGCUCUACUUUCUGCAAGCUUUUUUGGAGGAAUCUGAGCUGAAACCCGAAGAUCCUGAAGCUAAAGAAGAGUUGGAAAGUGAGAUCCAAGAUGUAGCUACUAAAGCGGAAGGCCAAAUAGAAUCUAAACUAAGGCUACUUUAUUUGGCAGCUAAUGCUAAUGGAGGAGAUGAGUGUUUUGUUGAGGAGGCUUGCCAACAGCUUUAUCAGACCAUACAACAAGUACUCAAAGAUAUUAAGGCAGUUGAAGUAAGGAUCCUGAUGCUAAAACCAAACUUCUUAUUCACUUCAUCAACAAAUGAUAUCAAGGAAGAGAACAUCAUAUUUGGUGUUAGCUCCCCAAGGCCAAGUGAUUUAAUCCCUCAGGAUACACCCAUAGUUGGAUUUGAUAAUGAUGCAAGGACACUAGUGGACUGGCUCACAAAUGGGUUAAUGGAACGAAGAGUUAUUCCAAUCUGGGGGAUGGGAGGUCUUGGGAAGACUACAUUAGCCAAAAUGGUUUAUGAAGAUCCUGAAGUUAGGUAUCACUUUCACAUUCGAGCCCAGGCUGUUGUGUCUCGAGAACAUAAUGUAAAAGAGAUGCUCAUUCAGCUUUUGGAUUGUAUUUUGCCAGUCACUACUGAAAUCUCCAACAAAGGUGAGGCUGAGCUAGCAGAGCAAUUACGCAAAAGUUUGGUGGGUAAGAGAAUUGUGUUUGGUGAUGAAAGAUGGAAGCCAGAUCCCUACUUUGAGUCACUUGGAAGAAGUAUUAGUAUACUAUGCGUGGGAAUACCCCUGGUAGCUGUUUUGAUUGCUGGACUUCUAGCUACCGUUAACAAUUCAUUAGAAAUAUGGGAAGAUGUUCGUGAAACUUUGCGUACAGCACAAUUAAGGCAUGAAAAUAACAAUUUGGAAGCGAUUACAUCUUUGUGUUACAAUUACUUGCCAAAUCAUUUGAAAGCUUGUUUUCUUUAUUUUGGAGUUUUCCCUGAAGAUAGCAGUAUUCCUUUUACGAAACUAAUUAACUUGUGGGUUGCAGAGGGAUUUCUAAAGCCAGAAAGAAAUAGGAGUUUGGAAGAAGUGGCAAAAAGUUACUUGUAUGAUCUCAUUAAUAGAAAUCUAGUUCAAAUUGACAAGCGAAGUGUUGAUGGCAAGAUUAAUAGAUGUAAAAUUCAUGAUAGAGUGCAUGAGAUGUGUGUGAGAGAAGCUAAAAAGAAGAACAUUAUGUCUCUUCUAAAUGAAAAAUUUCUACCUUUCAAGAUGCAGGUUGGUGCACCCAUGUUUGAAACUACUAAGAGUAUUGGAUUUAUCUUUACUUAA